GCCCCCGCUUCCUAGAGCUCCCGCCGCGUCGCGCAACGCACGCCGGGAGCCGGCCCGAGCCGCCAAGAUGUCGCAGCCCAAGAGAAGAAAGCUUGAGUCGGGGGGCGGCGGCGAAGGAGGGGAGGGAACUGAAGAGGAAGAUGGCGGAGAGCUGGAGGUGGCCCUGCCACGACCCCGGAGGACUAGGCGGGAGCGAGACCAGCUGUACUACCAGUGCUACUCGGAUGUAUCGGUCCACGAGGAGAUGAUUGCCGACCGCGUCCGCACCGAUGCCUACCGCCUGGGCAUUCUGCGGAACUGGGCAGCGCUGCGGGGCAAGACCGUGCUGGACGUGGGCGCGGGCACCGGCAUUCUCAGCAUCUUCUGUGCCCAGGCCGGGGCCCGGCGCGUGUACGCGGUGGAGGCCAGCGACAUCUGGCAACAGGCCCGGGAGGUGGUGCGGCUCAACGGGCUGGAGGACCGGGUGCACGUCCUGCCGGGGCCAGUGGAGACGGUGGAGUUGCCGGAGCAGGUGGAUGCCAUCGUGAGUGAGUGGAUGGGCUGCGGACUCCUGCACGAGUCCAUGCUGAGCUCUGUGCUCCACGCGCGGACCAAGUGGCUGAAGGAGGGCGGUCUUCUACUGCCGGCUUCCGCCGAGCUCUUCGUGGCGCCCAUCAGCGACCAGAUGCUGGAGUUGCGCCUAAGCUUCUGGAGCCAGAUGAAGCAGCUCUACGGUGUGGACAUGAGCUGCCUGGAGAGCUUCGCCACGCGCUGCCUCAUGGGCCACUCAGAAAUCGUGGUGCAAGGCCUGUCCGGCGAGGAUGUGCUGGCCCGGCCGCAGUGCUUUGCUCAGCUGGAGCUGGCCCGCGCCGGCCUGGAGCAGGAGCUGGAAGCGGGGGUGGGUGGGCGCUUCCGCUUCAGCUGCUACGGCUCGGCUCACAUGCACGGCUUUGCCAUCUGGUUCCAGGUGACCUUCCCCGGAGGGGACUCGGAGAAACCCCUGGUGCUGUCCACCUCGCCUUUUCACCCAGUCACGCACUGGAAGCAGGCACUCCUCUACCUGAACGAGCCUGUGCAAGUGGAACAAGAUACGGACGUUUCCGGAGAGAUCACGCUGCUGCCCUCCCAGGACAACCACCGUCACCUACGCGUGCUGCUGCGCUACAAAGUGGGCGACCAGGAGGAAAAGACCAAAGACUUUGCCAUGGAGGACUGAGCGUGGCUUUCUCUCCCAGCUACCUCCCGAGGCGGCCAGACCUGCGCGGUAGAGGCGGAGGGGGGUCGGAGGAGAAAGGGAAAUCUCACGUGCAAGUGUUGUUUGACAGUACGAGCAUGGCCGUAUAUGACGAGCAAUGUAUGACACUGGAUACCAGAUGAGCCAAAGGAGCCUAAGCCCUGAAGUGAGGAUUAUUCCAGAAGGAUGAGGUUGUGAGAUGCACCAACAUUCAGGCACUGUCCAAGCUCUGUAUGAACUGGUACUGAUUGCUUAGGGUCAUUUGGGUCACAGGAAGAAACUUACCAGCCCUAAGGAGAGGAAAACAUGGUGAAGUCCUACCUGCUUUCCUCAAAGAGUUUACAUUUAUUUAGCACUGUGAAACUUUCCAGAUAUUUUCAUUAACUCACUGGACCAAUGGACAUUUUAUUCGGUAUACAAUAUAAUAGUCAUUGUGAUAAGUGCUUAGGAUAUAAACCAGUAAAACAUAGUUUCUCCUUCAAAUAGGUAUGUUCACAGGAUAAACCAGAAAGUAAAAUAAACAAAAAAUAAUGGGCAAAAGACUGGGUGGUGUAGGUGUUAGGGAGGGCAAGUAAUUAUCUUCACCUUACAUACUAGGAAAAAGGAGUUACACAGAUUUGGAAGGAUUUAGCCUAAGGUUAUGUAACUAAUUCUUGACAGUUUAACACAAGUCUUUCGAUUCCUAACCCACAAAAGACCCCUUAGAUUAAGGAAGUCUCCCUGGAGACCUGUCUCACAGGCCUCAAAGAGCCACCACCUUCAGUAUAUAGGAUCUUCACGUUGACAAAUACUAGGCACUCACGAAGCAUUCCCUGUUCCCAUUCCCCUAACAGAACUAAUCAAAUGUGGCACUUUCUGAGGCUCCCCCAGGGGACUGAAUCCUCAACAUAGUAGCAAAGGUAGACAAACUCUGCCAUUCUACUUGGUACUUGAUGCUGGACAGCAGAGAGACAUCUGACCAGGCGGUCAUUCAUUUAAUGGUUUAAUAAACACCAACUAACAGUUAAGUAAGCAGAUCCUACUCUCAAAAAACUGGGGUAUGGUGGGGAGUAGAAUUACCUACAUCAAUAAUCUGCAUUCAUUCUUUAUACUGGAAAGAUUUCAUUCCAACUAAAUCUUACCCCUGCUGAAGCAAGGAUAGGAAGCCAGCCCUCUUAUCAAUUUCAUUCUUAAAAUUUCGCCCAAGUGCAAAAAUACUCCUUAUCAUCACAUAGAUUAUGAGUUCCUCAGAGAAAAAUUUUCUAUGGUGUUAGUUCCAAAAAUAAAUCUAUGUCCUCUAUAUAACUGGUUUGUUUCAUCUAACGGACACAAUAUUUUGGGUAGAUGACCCUUCUCACACUGGCUACUAGAAAGCUGAGCCAAAUUUAUAGUUCACUUGCGCUUUUCGUUUUUAGCUUUAUAUCUGGCCUCAUUUCCAUAACCCAGUUUUUUCUUGAUUUGUCCCUCUCAAUAAAUAUUAAUGUUUUGUUGGAA
Molecule: messenger RNA, 2686 nt
Organism: Orcinus orca (killer whale)
Lineage: Eukaryota; Metazoa; Chordata; Mammalia; Artiodactyla; Delphinidae
Gene: PRMT6
Product: protein arginine methyltransferase 6
Exons: 2
Coding region: 68-1195 (375 amino acids)
Biological process (GO): peptidyl-arginine methylation
Molecular function (GO): protein-arginine N-methyltransferase activity
Source: RefSeq, a predicted model, not a curated record